AUGGACAAACGAUACCCAACAUCGGGGCGGGCUGGCGCAUUGAACUCGGAGUGGAUUUCGACGCCGAGCACAUUCAUAGGAAAUACUUUCCGAAAGCGCAAUGCCUCAGGCAUGUCGGACAUGAUACCUCCAGCGCCGACGGCUGCGCGAGGCGCUGCGCGAUACCUUUUCCUCCGAGCGGUCAAGAAAGAAGCACGGAUAUCGAUCAACAAAUCUUCAACUGCAAGAAUCACGCCGUCUCCGUCGCAACGUGGUGCGACACCAGAGGAAAUAAAAAGAAGUGAUGACACAUUCCACGCCAUACCGAAGGAAGGAACGGUAAUGUUAGAUCGUGAAGCAUGGCUCUGA
Messenger RNA from Prorocentrum cordatum, 348 nucleotides. The record is from the annotation of a GenBank genome assembly. NCBI's taxonomy places the organism in Eukaryota, Dinophyceae, Prorocentrales, Prorocentraceae.